This is a messenger RNA of Fonsecaea multimorphosa CBS 102226, 1167 nucleotides long. RefSeq lists its product as uncharacterized. The record is from RefSeq and is a predicted model, not a curated record. NCBI's taxonomy places the organism in Eukaryota, Fungi, Ascomycota, Eurotiomycetes, Chaetothyriales, Herpotrichiellaceae. Bases 1 to 1167 code for a protein of 388 amino acids. The transcript has a single exon.
AUGUCGGCCAUGCCAUCUGCCAAACGAAAAACUCCUUCAACCUAUUCUUGCGAUUCUUCUUCCAGCACGGGGUCUACAAUGGAGAUGUAUUCAGAGGAGUUCAUCGAAAAAGCACGAGCACAACAAGCCCAAGCCGAUCCCGUAUUGGUCGACCUUGAUACACCACCGGAAGACCUCCUGGCAGAUCCUGACUCCAACAGAGGCCGCCGGUUGCGUCUUAUAGAGGAGGCUCGGCGAGACAGGCUACAGCUUGAAGAGCAGCAGAAAGAAGCCGUGCGUAGGGCCACGGAACAGAUUGAGGCGAGUAUGACCACACCUCAGAAGACAAGCAAUCCUGAACAAGGAUCUAAAUCGAAGAGAAGACGUAACCGUGGAAGGGGGAAUCGCAGUGGCCGGGAUGGGAGUGUGGCAGAUCAACAAUCCGCCCUUUCACAACGGGCAGGGUCUCCUGGUGCAAUCCAGGAGGACCCCGGCCUACAAGGAGAGUCACUCCCUUGGGAUGUGCAGCCGGUGCCUGCGUCUUCCAGCUUUAUCGGAGAAAGUCUGCAUCAAACGGCCAGCGGGAUAGGUCGACAGUCGCGCAACCCGUUUGCACGAUUGAUGGUUCGGGAGUAUCAGGGAUUGACCAACUCACCCGGAGGCGGCUUGCAACCUGGAGCCUUGUAUGGUCCGAACCUACAAGAACCCUCUUUCCAGCCGAGAGCUGAACCACACAAUGUCGAGACAGAACAGGCGUCGUUGCCGUCGAGAUGGCCUCUGGCUCGCGGAGUUUUUGGUCGUCGCCACUCAUCCGCAACUGGCACGGCUUCGGAUGACCAGACUUGCUUCUCACGGCCUUCCUCUUUGGUACCUCAUUCUCUUCCUGCUUCACGGGCUCCUGACGCAGGAUCCACAAACACCAUCGUACAAGACAACGAGGAUAUCCUCAGGCGAGGGCCACCAUUCUUCGGACCUACGCGGGCUGCCGAGGCGGAACAUCUAUCACAAGCACAGCACACGCGCAAUGACUGGAAUUUGCAACAAGAGAUAGCUUGGGAACGAGACGCACUCUGGAGAAUUUUGAGGCAGCAAUUUGGCCUCAGCGAUUCGCAAAUUCGAGCAUUGUUGGAAAACGAAAAGAAUGGGCGGGGCGAUCCGGAGUGGGUUUCUGUAGUUUCCUCAAGGUAG